AUGGCGCCUUGCGGUCCUGGGACGUUCAAGUCGAAACAGGGAGAAGGUCUGUGCGCUCCGUGUCCCCCCAACAGCCGGACAAGCUCUGAGGCUGCCGUGCUUUGUACGUGCCGGAAUAAUUAUUUCAGAGCGGAUACUGAUCCCCCCGACAGUGCCUGCACCAGCGUGCCCACAGCCCCACGCAGCGUCAUUUCCAACGUGAACGAGACGUCGUUAGUGCUGGAGUGGAGCGAACCGCGAGACGCGGGCGGGAGGGAUGACCUGCUGUACAACAUCAUCUGCAAGAAGUGCAGCGUGGAGCCCCGGCUGUGCAUGCGUUGCGAUGACAACGUGGAGUUCGACCCUCGCCAACUCGGCUUGACCGAGAGGCACAUCUACAUCAGCAACCUGAUGGCCCACACGCAGUACACCUUUGAAAUCCAAGCGGUGAACGGCGUCUCCAGCAAAAGUCUCCAAAACCCACAGUUUGCCUCGGUCAACAUCACCACCAAUCAGGCAGCUCCUUCCGAAGUUCCCACAAUGCAUCUGCAUGGCAGCUCCGGAAAUACCAUGACCCUUUCUUGGGAGCCCCCGAAGAAGCCGAACGGGGUCAUCUUGGACUACGAGAUCAAGUACUUUGAGAAGCAAGGCCAGACCGAUAGCAUUGCCAACACCGUCACUAGCCAGAAGAACGCGGUGCGCCUGGAAGGACUGAAGCCUAACACUGCCUUCGUAGUGCAGGUCCGGGCUCGCACUGUGGCAGGGUACGGCCAAUACAGCUUUCCCAUGGAGUUUCGGACACUGGUUGAUGAUGGCUCCAGUAGCAAGAGCUUCCAGGAACUGCCUCUGAUUGUUGGCUCAGCCACCGCAGGGCUUGUCUUCGUGAUUGCGGUAGUGGUGAUCGCCAUCGUCUGCUUCAGGAAGCAGCAAAAUAACACCGAAUCAGAGUACACGGAGAAACUGCAGCAAUACAUUACUCCAGGAAUGAAGGUUUAUGUUGACCCUUUCACUUACGAAGACCCUAACGAAGCUGUCCGGGAAUUUGCCAAAGAAAUCGACAUUUCCUGCGUCAAAAUCGAGGAAGUGAUUGGAGCAGGUGAAUUUGGGGAAGUUUGCCGGGGCCGCCUCAAACUGCCGGGCAGGCGGGAAAUCUUUGUGGCCAUCAAAACGCUGAAGGUGGGCUACACGGAGCGUCAGAGGCGGGAUUUCCUGAGCGAAGCCAGCAUCAUGGGACAGUUUGACCACCCCAACAUCAUCCAUCUGGAAGGCGUGGUCACCAAGAGUCGGCCAGUCAUGAUAGUUACGGAGUUCAUGGAAAACUGCGCCCUUGAUUCCUUCCUCCGGUUGAAUGAUGGGCAGUUCACUGUGAUCCAGUUAGUUGGUAUGCUGCGCGGCAUCGCGGCGGGAAUGAAAUACCUCUCAGAGAUGAAUUACGUCCACCGAGACCUGGCUGCCCGCAACAUUCUGGUCAACAGCAACCUCGUGUGCAAAGUGUCAGAUUUUGGACUCUCACGGUUUUUAGAAGACGAUCCCUCUGACCCCACGUACACCAGUUCACUGGGGGGUAAGAUCCCAAUCCGGUGGACGGCCCCCGAAGCCAUUGCCUAUCGCAAGUUCACUUCCGCCAGCGACGUCUGGAGCUACGGCAUCGUCAUGUGGGAAGUGAUGUCUUAUGGUGAGAGGCCAUACUGGGACAUGUCUAACCAAGAUGUAAUCAACGCAGUGGAGCAAGAUUACCGCCUUCCUCCCCCUAUGGACUGCCCCACGGCGCUGCACCAGCUCAUGUUGGACUGCUGGGUACGGGAUCGCAACCUCCGCCCCAAGUUUGCACAGAUAGUGAAUACGUUGGACAAGCUAAUCCGGAACGCAGCCAGCUUGAAGGUCAUCGCCAAUGUCCAGUCUGGCGUGUCUCAGCCGCUUCUGGAUCGUACGGUGCCCGAUUACACUACCUUCACUACUGUGGGCGACUGGCUGGACGCUAUCAAAAUGGGACGGUACAAGGAGAACUUUGGCAACGCCGGCUUUGCCUCGUUUGACCUGGUGGCCCAAAUGACCGCUGAGUAAGACCUGCUCAGGAUAGGGGUGACGCUGGCAGGACAUCAAAAGAAGAUCUUGAGCAGCAUACAGGACAUGAGGUUACAAAUGAACCAGACUCUGCCAGUCCAGGUUUGACCACGGAGGACUCUGCCUUUGGAACGGAUCCCACUCCCCUGAGGGUCACUUCU
Messenger RNA from Thamnophis elegans (Western terrestrial garter snake), 2204 nucleotides. RefSeq names its product ephrin type-B receptor 3-like. Gene Ontology annotation, cellular component: neuron projection. The record is from RefSeq and is a predicted model, not a curated record. NCBI's taxonomy places the organism in Eukaryota, Metazoa, Chordata, Lepidosauria, Squamata, Natricidae. Gene Ontology annotation, biological process: protein phosphorylation; axon guidance. The transcript has 14 exons. Gene Ontology annotation, molecular function: transmembrane-ephrin receptor activity; protein binding; ATP binding.